CGCGUGGCCGAACAAACGAAUAGCUUCCAUGCGCAAGAAGAGAUAAGGCGAACCGCGAACGGAUGUUGUUGCCCUGCUCCCCCCGCUGCUGCCUUCCUAAUCCUAUCCAGCCCAUGGCGACUGCUAGGCUGCUUCUCCCGCUCGCUUUCACCUCCUUGCCUCGUCACCUGACUCCUACCCUCCGGCGGCCCGUCGUCUGCAAGGCCAAGGACGCCGGCAGCGGCAGCGGCAGCGGCAGCGGCGGGGGCAUCGAGAUAGCGGCGGGGAUUGGGGGCCUUCUUUCCUGCCCGGUGAUUGGAAUUUCCCUCUACGCGCUUAAGACGACCGGGUGCGGGCUUCCGCCGGGACCCGGCGGCUCGUUUGGGGCGGCGGAGGGAGUGAGCUACCUGGUGGUGGCCGGAAUCGUCGGGUGGUCCCUCUACACCAAGGCGAAGACCGGAUCGGGGCUGCCGGCGGGGCCCUACGGCCUGCUCGGGGCGGCGGAAGGGCUCUCUUACCUCGCCUUGCUCGCCGUCGUGGUCGUCUUUGGCUUGCAGUUCUUGGAACGGGGGUACAUUCCCGGGCCCCUUCCAGGCGAACAGUGCUUCGGCUGAACUAAACCAUUCUCCCUCAUCUCUUUUUCUGUACUUUGGUCGAUUGAUGCUUCGAUAUGUUUAUAUUUGAUCAUCAUUUUGUAAACAAUGGAUCGUCUUGUACUAGAUUGCUUAUAAUGUUUUCAGAAGGCUAUUUGUUUAA
This is a messenger RNA of Zingiber officinale, 735 nucleotides long. RefSeq lists its product as uncharacterized. NCBI's taxonomy places the organism in Eukaryota, Viridiplantae, Streptophyta, Magnoliopsida, Zingiberales, Zingiberaceae. The transcript has a single exon. Bases 63 to 593 code for a protein of 176 amino acids. The record is from RefSeq and is a predicted model, not a curated record.